AUGAACCUGUCGCGGAGCCUCCCCAUGCACCUAUCCCCGGCCGGCGGCCAGCACGCCCUCCUCCGGCUGGUGGACUCCUGCUGCUCCCCGGCGCACCUCCCCGCCGUCCGCGCCGCGCAUGCGCGCCUCCUCCUCCUCCAGGACCCCUCCUCCCACCCGUCCCCCGCCGUCGCUCGCGUCAAGCUCAUCCAGGCCUACGCCGCCUGCUCCGCCCUCCCGGCGGCCCGCGCCGUGCUCGCGUCCUCCCCCGACCGCAGCAACGUGUUCUACAACGUCCUCCUCCGCGCGCUCACCAGGGCCGCCCUCCACCGCGACGCGCUCCUCCUCUUCGCCUCCAUGCGGCCGCAGGGCGCCUCCUGCGCCCCCGACCACUACACCUACCCGCUCGCCCUCAAGUCCUGCGCCGCGUCGGGGAGCCUCCUGCUCGGCCUCCAGAUCCACUCGUCCAUCGCCAGGACCGGCCUCGACGCGAACCUCUUCGUGGCGCACUCCGCGAUCAGCAUGUACGCGCGGUGCGGCCGCCCGGACGACGCCUACCAGGUGUUCGGCGAAAUGCCGCACCGGGAUGUCGUUUCUUGGAACGCCAUGAUUUCCGGGUUCGCUCACGCGGGCUUGUUUGCCCGGGCCGUGGCGGUUCUCAGGGAGCUGGUGGGGCUGCAGUCUCCGAGGCCUGAUGCUGGGACCAUGGCGAGCAUUCUGCCCGCCAUGGGUGAUGCCAAGACAAAGGAUGUCGCGUUCCUGAGGGAAGUGUUUGACGAGAUGAGGUUUAGAGGACUCAUCGCUUGGAAUGCGAUGCUUUCCAUCUAUGCUUUCAAUGAGCUGCAUGUGAAGGCCGUUGAGCUGUUCACGAGGAUGGAGAAGGACGGGGUUGAGCCAGAUGCGGUGACACUAGCGACUGUUCUUCCUUCCUGUGGAGAGGUCUCGGCGUUUUCGCUGGGGAAGCGAAUCCAUGAGAUUAUCAAGAGGAAAAAGAUGUGCCCUAAUAUGUUGCUUGAGAAUGCUCUCAUGGACAUGUACGCCAACUGUGGAUCCUUGAAGGAUGCCAGGGAGGUAUUUGAUUCCAUGAGUACACGGGAUGUGGUAUCAUGGACUUCCAUCAUUUCUGCAUAUGGUACGCGUGGUCAUGGGACAGAGGCCAUCGACCUGUUCGAGAGCAUGCAAGGACAAGGUCUGGAACCGGAUUCCAUUGCCUUUGUUUCUGUUCUUGCAGCAUGUAGCCACGCUGGCCUUUUGGAUGUUGGAAAGCGUUAUUUUGAAUGCAUGACUAGCAGAUAUCGGAUAACACCAAAAGUAGAGCACUAUACUUGUAUGGUGGACCUUCUUGGGCGUGCAGGAAGUAUAAGCGAGGCAUAUGAUUUCAUCAUGGCGAUGCCUAUCGAGCCAAAUGAGAGAGUCUGGGGAGCCUUAUUAGGAGCUUGUCGGAUUCACUCGAAUAUGGACAUUGGUUUGUUGGCAGCAGACAGUUUGUUCAGACUGGUACCCAAACAGUCGGGAUACUAUGUGCUAUUAUCGAAUAUUUAUGCUAGGGCUGGGAGAUGGGCUGAUGUUAACUCAGUGAGAAGUGUCAUGGCAAGCAAAGGUAUCAAGAAAUUGCGUGGUGGUAGCAAUGUGGAGAUAGGGGAUCAGGUUCACACAUUUCAUGUUGGUGAUAGAUCUCAUCCACAAUCGGAAAUGAUAUACGAGAAAUUGGAUGAGUUGUUAAGAAGGAUCAGGGGAAUGGGUUAUAACCCAGAAGUUGAGGGCGCGCUUCAUGAUGUUGAAGAGGAAGACAAGGAGGGCCAUCUUUCAGUGCACAGCGAAAAGUUGGCUAUUGCAUUUGUUCUGAUAAACACUAGUCCAGGGACACCUAUUAGGAUAACACUGAAUCUUAGAACAUGUAGUGAUUGCCAUCAUGCUGCAAAGCUCAUCUCAAAAAUCACAGAUAGAGAGAUUAUCCUCAAAGACAUCAAUAGGUUCCACCAUAUUGUACAAGGAGUUUGCUCAUGUGGAGACUACUGGUAACAAAGUAUAUGAUUAUCAAACGGUGCAUUCGUAACUUCGGGUCGCAUUGAUUAACUAGGAAAACAAAAGCCUUGGUAGAAAGAUUGAAAUUUCUGUCUUUAACUUGUGUGGUUUCUGGGUUGACUGGGAGGGCAAUUACAUGUGCAAAAUUUCUCACAUAAAUGUAACAUACAUGUGCUUUUCGUAUCCGCUCCGUCAUGCAGGAUUGAUCUUCCUUCUCAUAGCAAGAUGUAUCAGGAACCACGCGAAUCGGUUGUACAGCUUUGGCCUCUACUUGCAAGUCCGAGAGAACUUAACAUAUGUGAUGCUGGAGUGUGAGUUUGCCGCAAGGACAAAAUUACCGGGAAAUUUAUGAGCAGGUUUGAGAUAAGUGCGCCUUCACUGGUGAUUUGAAGGUUGGAUGAGAUGGCGUCUUUAAUAUUGCAAUGUCAAUUUCAUUGCUGACUACGGCCUCUUCAUCGAUGGCGUGCUACAUAUAAGAGCUGUCGGAAUGGCAAACUUGAUAUCUAAAUCUACCAAAUUAUAGUUUUGAUACCAAUCCAGAGGCCUAAUCAUGGCCCUGAUCCCAGCGUGUUGCUUCAUCAUGACCCGCUCUUGUCAUGCCUAAGAUAAGAUAGCAACUGGGUUGUGAUAUUGUAGCGUUUGGUGUGCUCCAUGCUGAUAUUCACUGAGGGCCUUCCAUGAAGACAUAAGUUUGGUACUGGCACAAUCUGCUGACCAAAGGUAAUAUGGACAGGCUAUUGACUCUUCUUCAACCAAUGUGGGUACACUUGUUUUACAAGUAAAGACAAUUUAUAUCAGUACGGCAAUUCUUGCUGCAAGAAGUCCUUUCUUUCUCAAGCUUUUCUCAAAUGGC
Molecule: messenger RNA, 2857 nt
Organism: Lolium rigidum
Lineage: Eukaryota; Viridiplantae; Streptophyta; Magnoliopsida; Poales; Poaceae
Product: putative pentatricopeptide repeat-containing protein At3g49142
Exons: 5
Coding region: 1-2001 (666 amino acids)
Biological process (GO): RNA modification
Molecular function (GO): RNA binding; protein binding; zinc ion binding
Source: RefSeq, a predicted model, not a curated record